AGCAAUAGAUGUCCACAAAGUUAAUAAAGUUCUAUCGCUUAGAAAUUAGCCGCAUGAUCUUAACCAUUAUGGCUAAUCAAAUUUAAAAAAGUGGAAUAUGUCUAUCAACAUAACCACACCAUAGUAAUAGGUUCCCGCGGAUUUCUUUAUAAGAUACAAACGGAACAAAAUUAAACAAAAUGAGUGUGCUUUGGGUUGAUAAGUAUCGCCCAAAGGAUUUAUCGUUGUUAGAUUUUCACAUUCAGCAAGCUCGUGAAUUGAAAAAUUUAGUCGAACACAGUGACUUUCCCCAUUUACUAAUAUAUGGUCCCUCAGGAGCCGGAAAAAAAACUAGGAUCAUGUGCAUAUUAAAGGAACUAUUUGGAGCUGGAGUGGAAAGAUUAAAGUUGGAAACAAUGACUGUUACAACACCUUCCAACAAAAAAUUAGAAAUUAUGACUGUAAGCAGUAAUUAUCAUAUAGAAAUCAAUCCAUCAGACGUUGGCAUCUACGACAGGGUUGUGGUUAUGGAUCUCAUUAAAAAUAUUGCUCAAACACAACAAAUUGUCACUAGUAAUGUUCAAAAGGAUUUUAAAGUAGUAAUUUUGACAGAAGUUGAUAAUUUAACCAAAGAUGCACAACAUGCUUUAAGACGUACAAUGGAAAAGUAUUCAAGUAACUGUAGAUUAAUUCUCUGUGCUACAUCAUUAUCUCCUAUAAUACCUGCUAUUCAGUCUAGAUGUCUACCACUCCGAAUUCCUGCUCCUAGUAUUGCAGAAAUUUCAAAUAUUUUAAUAAAUACCUGCAAAAAAGAAGAUCUUCACUUGCCAGAAUUAUUGGCAAAAAAAAUAGCUGAAGCUGCAGAUGGUAACCUCCGUCGUGCUUUAUUAAUCUGUGAAGCUUGCAAAGUUGAACAAUAUCCAUUUAAUCAACAUCAAACUAUUGCAGAGCCUGACUGGAGGAUUUUUAUAAAAAAGACUGCAAAUGCCAUAGUGCACCAACAAUCUCUAAAUAAUUUAAUGAAAGUUCGAGAAAACUUGUAUGAGUUAUUAACUAAUGGAAUUCCUCCGGAAAUUAUUUUUAAAUAUUUAGUCCAAGAACUAGUGCUUAAAUGUGAUCAACAAAUUAUUCCAGCAGUUCUACAUGAGGCAGCAAUCUACGAGCACAGAAUGUCACAAGGUAAUAAACACAUUGUUCAUCUUGAGGCAUUUGUGGUGAAAUUUAUGUGUCUAUAUCGCAAUCAAUUAAAGCACCUUAUGGAAGGCUUGUAAACUAGUAACUCUUUUUGUAAACUGUUUAUGUUUUAAAAAUUUUGAAUAAAAUGUU
Molecule: messenger RNA, 1305 nt
Organism: Cylas formicarius (sweet potato weevil)
Lineage: Eukaryota; Metazoa; Arthropoda; Insecta; Coleoptera; Brentidae
Gene: RfC38
Product: replication factor C subunit 3
Exons: 1
Coding region: 180-1250 (356 amino acids)
Biological process (GO): DNA repair; DNA-templated DNA replication
Cellular component (GO): nucleus; DNA replication factor C complex
Molecular function (GO): ATP hydrolysis activity; DNA clamp loader activity; DNA binding
Source: RefSeq, a predicted model, not a curated record